AUGGGUAAAGCCGCACGAGGCAAACGCAAUGCGCCCUCCAGCUCUCCGUAUCAGAAGCCCGGUGGUGCGCCACUCUCCAAAGCAGCCUCUGCGAUAUUCAAGUUCAAUACGGACAUCGGCCAGCACAUCCUGAAAAACCCCACAAUCGCCGAUGCCAUCGUCGACAAGGCCAACGUUCAGCCCAGCCAGACGGUACUCGAAGUCGGUCCGGGUACGGGUAUCCUGACGACGCGAAUUCUUGAGAAAGCGAAAAAGGUCAUUGCUGUCGAACUGGAUCCCCGAAUGGCAGCGGAAGUUACAAAGACGGUUCAAGGGACGCCUGCGGAGAAGAAACUUCAGGUUAUUUUGGGCGAUUUCGUCAAGACGGAUCUCUCCAAGCUGCCUCCCUUCCAGAUUUGCAUCAGUAACACUCCUUAUCAGAUUUCCUCCCCGCUCAUCUUCAAGCUCCUCUCCAUGCCUAAUCCCCCAAAGACCUGCAUUCUCAUGGUUCAACGUGAAUUUGCCCUUCGGUUGAUCGCCCGCCCCGGAGACUCGUUAUAUUCACGACUAUCAGUCAACGCACAGUUCUUCUCUCGAAUCUCGCACGUUAUGAAAGUCGGCAAGAAUAACUUCCGACCCCCUCCACAAGUCGAGUCUAGUGUGGUCCGGAUUGAGCCCAAGGCGGAUCGACCGAACAUCAGCUGGGAUGAAUGGGAUGGUAUGCUCCGCAUCUGCUUUGUACGAAAGAACAAGACCCUGCGCGCAGGUUUCAUGGCCACGAAAGUGCGUGCGCUGAUUGAGCGCAACUGGAUCACAUGGGUCUCCAUGCACCCAGAGAAGGUUACUCAGGCGGACAUUGAUUUCCUCCAGGGCAAGGAUGUUUCUGCCCUGCAAGGUGUUGAUGAGGAUAUGGAUAUGGGCCAGGAUGGCGAUGAGCCGGUUGAGGGAGGUGACGACGAGGAUGAUAUCUUCAUGGAUUUGGGAGGGGAAAACGAUGCCCCAGUUACUACGAGCAAGGGCUCGCUCGUGGCAAUCGGAGACCAACAGGUCCCUCGGGCCAUGGUGACGAAACUGGUUCAAGCGAAGAUCCAACAAGUUUUGGAGCAGGCCAAUUUGGCGAACGCUCGUGCCCAGAAGUGUGAUGAGAAUAACUUCCUCCGCCUUCUACAUGGAUUCAAUACUGAAGGUAUUCACUUUUCUUGA
This is a messenger RNA of Aspergillus fischeri NRRL 181, 1182 nucleotides long. Its product is annotated as dimethyladenosine transferase. Lineage: Eukaryota; Fungi; Ascomycota; Eurotiomycetes; Eurotiales; Aspergillaceae. Bases 1 to 1182 code for a protein of 393 amino acids. Gene Ontology annotation, molecular function: rRNA (adenine-N6,N6-)-dimethyltransferase activity. The record is from RefSeq and is a predicted model, not a curated record. Gene Ontology annotation, cellular component: mitochondrial matrix. Gene Ontology annotation, biological process: rRNA methylation. The transcript has 2 exons.